Molecule: messenger RNA, 1029 nt
Organism: Branchiostoma belcheri (Belcher's lancelet)
Lineage: Eukaryota; Metazoa; Chordata; Leptocardii; Amphioxiformes; Branchiostomatidae
Product: cytochrome P450 2U1-like
Exons: 5
Coding region: 1-1029 (342 amino acids)
Biological process (GO): xenobiotic metabolic process
Cellular component (GO): cytoplasm; intracellular membrane-bounded organelle
Molecular function (GO): oxidoreductase activity, acting on paired donors, with incorporation or reduction of molecular oxygen, reduced flavin or flavoprotein as one donor, and incorporation of one atom of oxygen; iron ion binding; heme binding
Source: RefSeq, a predicted model, not a curated record
AUGGCAGGAUACGACGAAAAGCCCUAUGAUGUUUCAAACGACGUAAGCGUCGCUGUCGCAAACGUCAUCUGCGGCAUGGCGCUUGGGAAGCGGUAUCUCUACGAGGAUAAAACGUUUCGGGAGAUUUUGGAUGCCAUGGAUAAGGUCUUUGCUGAACUUCGAUGUGGACAGAUCUUCAGCGUCUUUCCUUUCUUACGGUUUGUUCCUGGGAUUUUAUUUUCUGGGCUCUUUUCUACAGUAAACAGAACCUGUAAAGAAGUCUUGGAACAGAACUCUAAGAUUCAGCGAGUAUUGUGGAACGAGAUAGCCCGCCAUCGCGAGAACCUGGAUCGCGAGAACCCCCGAGACUUCAUCGACACCUGCCUUCUGGAGAUGGAACUGCAGGAAAAGGUUGAUGGUCUGACGGAGGAAAACGUCAUGUACAUGGCCCAGGACCUCUUCUUCGCGGGAACUGAGACAAGCUCCACCACACUGCAGUGGAGUCUGCUCUUCAUGACUUUGAACCCCAAGAUCCAAAACAAGGUACUUGCUAUUGAGCUUGAUGCCGUUGUUGGUGAGGGUCUGGCGGCCCUGUCCCAUCGUUCCCAGCUGCCCUACGUGAACGCCUGUCUGCUGGAGGUCAUGAGGAUCCGGACUAUCGUACCUCUGUCUGGUCCUCACGCUACGACUGAGGCCGUUAAAGUACAGGGAUACGACAUCCCAGAGGGGACUCAGGUACUACCUAACCUAUACUCCCUCCACAUGGACCCCGCCUACUGGCCUGAUCCGGACCGGUUUGACCCCGGAAGGUUUCUGGACGCGGAAGGAAACGUCAUCAACAAGCCUGAGUCCUUCAUGCCUUUCGGAGGAGGCCGACGCGGCUGUCUUGGUGAGCAGCUGGCCAAGAUGGAGCUUUUCCUGUUCUUCUCGACCCUACUGAAGUCAUUCACCUUUACGACGCCAGGGGGCGCUCCUCCUCCUUCCACCGAAGGCGUCUUCGGAUUGACCUUGACCCCGCAUCCGUUCAAGCUCUGUGCGAUACCGCGUUAG